AUGGACACUCCCGACGUUGCUCCUUCCCAGCCAAAUGAAACUAACCUUCCCGACCAAGCAAGUGUUGCAGAACAACAAGCCAACGCCAACAACCAUGGGACCAAUAUAGCGGAGCUUGUUGGAUUUGUCAUUGGUUUCCUUUCUACUGCUAGCAAUGAAGUUCUGCUCGGCGUCUUUGCUGGCUUGGUGAGCGCAACAUAUAUUCUCCUGGGAAGACUUGGCCUGCUCCUGAUUGGGGUAGCCAGUGGCAUCGCCCUACAUGCGUCAUGGGAGGGGACGAGCACUCAUUCCUCAAAAAAUGAACUGCAUUGCCGACUUCUUAAGAGGAGAAGAGAAAUGGGAUUGGAUAUAGCUCAUAGGUUACUGGAUUGGUCCAAACGCAAUACCACAAGAAUUAAAUCAAACGAUAACCUCCAGGAGCUUUCAAAUGAUGUGGUUGAAAUAGAACCGGACUACACUUCUUUCCGUCCAAAGACAGCUGCCGCGUUGGAAUCACUGACCGACGCGGUGAUCAAGGACUAUGUCAAGUAA
Aspergillus bombycis is the source of this 531-nucleotide messenger RNA. Its product is annotated as PX domain protein. The transcript has a single exon. NCBI's taxonomy places the organism in Eukaryota, Fungi, Ascomycota, Eurotiomycetes, Eurotiales, Aspergillaceae. The coding region runs from base 1 to 531 and encodes 176 amino acids. The record is from RefSeq and is a predicted model, not a curated record.